Molecule: messenger RNA, 10445 nt
Organism: Schistocerca serialis cubense
Lineage: Eukaryota; Metazoa; Arthropoda; Insecta; Orthoptera; Acrididae
Exons: 29
Coding region: 130-8967 (2945 amino acids)
Biological process (GO): microtubule anchoring
Cellular component (GO): centrosome
Molecular function (GO): microtubule binding
Source: RefSeq, a predicted model, not a curated record
GAGCGGUCUGCACGAAGGUAGUUUUGUAAAUAGUGUACAGUAUUUUGAUUUAACGGGAUGAAUACUCGCCAAAGAAUUUAGGUGUAAUAUUCGUCAGCCACACAUGGUGACAUUGUGUCUUUUGUACUCAUGUCGAAAGAGUUCUUGAAUACAACAGACAUUUCUGAUACCUUUGCUGGUGUUCCAAGAAAACAGAAAUUUGUAACAAAUCCAACACCUUCGGCCGUUACCAGAUAUGUAUGCAUUUCAAAAGAAGCAGAUGGUUCAUCCCAUUCUCAACCCCUGGCAUUCUGGGAGAGUGUGAGAAAUAAUGAUCCAGUAGUUACUCAGCAUGUGUGCUCUUUUGAAGAAUCGGGAAGUGAUGUUAGUUCAUCAGUCGCAUCCACCAAUGUGGUGCUGAAAAAACAUGUUGCAGUCAUUCCAGCAGAUGCAAUACCAGCAUUUCCUGGUUUUUGUUCUGCUGAGCGUCUUGAUCAGAAACGAUACAACCAGCAUGAACAUGUUUCUCACAAACAGCAUCCACCAGCACACAUCAAGUCAUGCCGAGAACAGCAGAAAUCCACAAGGAUAACUCCACACACAUGGCGUGAGCAGGUACAGAUCAUAAAGAAGGAAGAUGCUAUUGCUGCGGCAGGAGGAGUGAAUAGCAUUGUAACUGUCUCAGCUGUUAAGUUGAAAGACAAUGUAGGUUCAUCUGUCAUCACUAAGUCAGUCAUUUCUGAAGCAGAAGCUCAAACUGCUUUAACAGAAUGUAUCAGUGCUACUAAUCCAGGUGACAUAAUUAUUGAGAAAAAUAUUAUUACCAGUCAAAGAAAUGACAAAGAAUUCCAUGAAUUAGACCGUGGUGAUCUUGAUGUAAAUGAGCCAGAGGUUUUAAGUGCUGAUGGAAACAAUGCUGGAACUGAAAAAUUAGCCACUAAUAUUAAAGUGAAAAGUGUUGGCUCCAUGCAAAGAGCUUCAACUGAAGUCAAUGAUCUGAAAAAUGCAGAUUCUGAGAAAAAAUGCACUUCAGAUACUCCAAAAAGAAAGUUAUUUCAUAAUCGAAAUAAAACUAGGGAAUAUAUACUCCAACAGAAACAGAAACGAAAAGAAAGAUUUGCCACUGAACAAAGCAAAAAGAACAUGGAGGAUGAAAUGAAGAAAGUUAAGCUUCAAACGCUGAGGGAAAAAUCCCGAAGAAUUGUUAAAACAAAUGUUAAGAAAUCGUUAUCUAAGAAAAGAAGUCCAGAAAAAAUAAAUAAUUUGGGCCCAGAUACUGCUAUUGAUCGUAAUGGGAAAGAAGAUGACUUACAGACACCUGAUGUUGCUAUUACUAUGAAAAGUGUCACUCAGAAAUCAGUUUCAGUAACUAAAUAUAAAGUUACAGAGUCCAUACCCUCAAGAGAUCGUCUGUCAGCUGAACGUGAUAAUGACAUAGAUAUGGCACACAAUUCUUCUCUGCCUGACAGCAAUGGAGGAAAUUCCAACAAGAGUAGCAGUGUGGAUCGAGAAUUGAAAGGAGACCAGCAGAUAAGAAAUGAACUUGAUUUGAAGAUACGUGCAGUAGCAAAAGCACUCAGUGCAGAGCUAGAAUCCAACAUUUUGCAUUCUAGUUAUGACCUAACAGACAAGGUGACCAAUGAUAGGAACCAUCUGUCACUACAGCGUCCAUUGUAUAGACUUCGUGACACUGUAUGCAGUAGGCAGCCAGUUACUCAUAAUAUGGAAAAUAGCAGAGUGGUGAACACAGACAGUGCAAUAAUAAAUAUCAGUGAUUCACCUCCAACCAAACUUAAACGCUAUGAUCAUAGAAAGCAAAUGAAGUCAUUGGAAAAGAAAAUGGAGUUAGCGAAUAACACAAUCAGUAUGCUCAGAGAAAACAAUAUUAUUAAAUCUUUUGAACGGUCUACCAGAGAACAGGCAGGAAGUGUCAAGGGACCUGAGAAAAUCCUAAAGGAAAACUCCAUUGAAUUGGAGAAAAAAUCUAGGCAAAAAACUGUGGACAGUCCACAGCAGUAUUUUUCCAAGAGAAGUGCUUUUCCUUUUUGCCCUGAGCAGCAUUCUGAAACAACUGAAAAAAGUAGAAAAUUGCUUAAGAAACAAAGAAUUGCCGAUAAAACAAACCAUGUUCAAAAUCACUCAGGUACUUCGACACAAACAGCGUUAAACCAUGUUCCACAAAUAAGCAUGAAAUACUCACCACCAACAUCACCUCAUAUUUCAGAAUCUGGUAUUAUUGGAAAGAGUGAGAAUGUACAACCCCAAGUGCGCAAACAUUUGGAUGAAGUAAUUAAUUUGAAUUGUCUACCUUCAUCAUUCCCCAACAAUUUGCAGACAAUAGAAAGAAAUACUCAUGUUACUCCUGUGGAACAAAAAAAAGACCCAGAACGUAGGCAUGAACGUGUUAAAAAUAGACAAACUGCAGAUGAUGAUUAUAACAAAAGGUCAGAUAGAAAAUCACAGCUGCAGACUGACAUGGUCACUACUCACUCAGAUCCAGUGAAAGAUUGUGAAAUUAAGGUACAAGCUAAUGAGAAAUUGAAGAAAUUGUUGAUGCAACAAGCAUUUGAAAAAGACCAAUAUGCAGCAAAUUCUCCAUUAACACGUGAUGUCACAACCAGAUCUUCAGGUGCUGCUGCGGAGCUAUUCAAGCGUGCUGUUGAACAUGAAAAAAGAGAGAGAGCUGCUACCCGAAUUCAAGCAUUGUAUCGUGGACAUAGCACUAGAAAAAUUACAGAUUCACUCUUGAUUGGUACCAAGUCAAAGAGUGAUGUCCAGCAAACACAGCUACAGGAAGAACAACAUCAUAACAGCACAAAGAAAGAGACCUGGUUCAAAGAAGAUCUUAGUGGAAGCAAAUUGAAUACUGGUGAACCAACAGAUUGGCUUGAACUAGAGCCUGUCAAACCAUGUCCGUACAAUGUCAUGACAGCUGUUAGGCAAAAACUUUUAGCCCUUAAAGUCUUGGAUGCCAAAGUUGAAACAAAAACUGCAAACAUUUGUACAGAUCGGACAUUGGCAGGUGAUAAAAGUGGUAUUGAAGGGAACAAUAAGAGUACUCUAGAUCAAAACAAAGAAGUGUGUACUUCAGGCUUCUGGGUGGAAGAGAAUGCAAUUGUACAAACAAAUACUGUUGCCCCUGCCACAGAAAAUAAGAAAAAAGUGCAGGCAGUACAACUAUGUAGUUCAAAGGAGAAUUCCUUGUCUAAUGCAGAAGGAAGAUCAGGUAAUAGAAAGACAAGUGGAUCAGAUAAAAGCUAUGUCUUUUCUGAAGAAGCUGGUUGGAUUGAAAAUGAAGAGCCAGAGCAAAAAGGAAUUGGAUCUUUACACCUCAGUACAGUAAAUAAAACCAAUAUUACACAGCACUCUAGAAACCAGGGUAAGACACGUGAAUCCUCAGCCAAAUCAUCAAUAGUAGGUAGUGAUAAAGAACACUCACUGACAUGUAGCCUUAGAAAUAACAGUGAAAGUUUAUCAUUACCAGAUGUGCAUCUUGUUAGAAAGCGUAGGAGUUCAGAAAAUGAAACAGUUUCUAUCCCUUCUAAUUCCAAAGAGCCGUAUUUAUCUGGUGUGAAGGAAAGGGAGAAUUCACUGCCAACAAGCAAGGCAGAUUGGAUAGAAGCAUCAGUACAUUUGUCAUCUCCUCAAACUUCAUUUCCCUCUGAAACAAAUAAUAGGACAAAGAAUAAUGAAAGUGAAACACAUUACAAGAAAAACAUAACAGAGACAAAAUCAGAUCAUAGUGCAAAAAACAGCAACAACUCUAAGGAGACAAUGUCGAGCAUAGACAUCUCUGAUGGAGGUCAUGCAGAAAAGUCAUCCAUACAGUGCACUGGAACUCCACUUGAAACUGAAACCAAGAAGACAGGGUCUUCUCAUUCUGGCAGUUCCGCAAAUUGGAGCCGCAACAGACACAAAUUUCACAAAGUAUUGGAAUCAGGAAAAAUGGAUGAACGAGAGCAGCAGGUUCAGGUUACAUCAGAUCAUCAGCAACAGCGUGCCCCAAAACAGGAUAAGAUUGAUGACUUUGAAAAAAACAGAAGAGAAUUCAAUACAGUUAUUGAAUCCAUGAGAAGAUGUGCUACAUUGUCUGGUGUUGACCCAGAGAUCAUUGAUUGGCUUACAUUUUCAGAUGUGUCAAGUCCAGUGAAGGAGUCAAACACUGAAGUUAGAUUUCAGAAACAAGAAAAGGAAUUAUUCCAAACAGAGAAAAAUGUACUGAACAACUCUGAAAAUAAUUCUUUUGGAGAAAAUAGAGAGAUGCAAAAUGUAAAGUAUUCAUACGACUCUUCCUUCACUUCUGUGAGUGAGGACAUUUCAGGCCAAACAAAUAGUACAAAAAGCAAACAUUCAAAACUCAAUUCACUAAGUGAAAGCACUGUUACGAAAAUAUUAGAUGCAGCUCUUAAAAAAGGACAAAUUUCCAUAGCAGCUUAUUGUAAGUAUGCGAAGUUGAUCCAGGAAGAAGCAAUGCGUGCACAUGAGCAGGACAUUCUUCUGGACACAACAGAGCAGGCACUCCUUGAUCGAUUCAAGACUGACAUGAUGUCACUUGAAACAAACAAAAGACAGUUGAAGCAGUGUGGCAAAGAAAACCUCGUCCCAUCUGUUAAAAAAAAGCAGCGAGCCCUUGUUCUGAAACUCGAGCAUGACAGAGAAGAGAUAAAAAGGUUGCGAAAUAUGUACAUGGAAGCAUCCAAGGAAUGGAGAAAUCUGCUCUUGCAACACCUAAAUCUUGCCAAAUGUAAUGUGACAGACAACAAAACCUUGGGAACAACGCUACAAGAAAGAGCACUGACAACAGCAACAAGCAUCAGCACAGAGCCAGGAAACCCCAUGAACUCAGAAACAAAGAAAUCUGUUGUUCCCAGUACUUCACCUGUGCAGACAGAAGUCUCUUCAAGCAUACAAACAGAAUUGUCACAACAUUCAGCUCAGAGUACAAGAUCAGUGGGUUCAGGUUCCUGGAGUUCCAACCAAAAGAAAGAAAAUUCUCCAGUUCAAAGCAGUGUAGAUGUUUGUACAGAUUUAACAAAAACUGAAACAGCUGCUCAGACAAAUUCAGCUGAAAGUAGACACAGUCUUCUUCCAAGCAAGAGAUUAUGGUCUCAUGAUGAAAUAUCCAACUGGGAACAAUCACCAGGUGAAGAUAAAACGAGAGUAAGGCCAUUCAGAUAUCACAGAGAUCACAGUAUUUCCCCAAUGAGAGUGCUGAAAACUGAGAAGCAGAACAUAAAUCUGAGUGGAAGUGCUGAUUUUCUCCACAUGGAAAAUAAUUCUGCAACCACUUGCUUUGAUAGAGACUUUAUUUCAGUGAAAAACAGUUCUUCUGCGAGGGCAGUGCCAGUCAAAGGAAGCAACAACAAAAACAGUUCUGCUUCUCAGGAAACUGCAGAAACAGUUUCUUCUGCAGAGGUACUGUGCAAGGGCAGUGAUGCCAGUAUUCGGAUGUCUGUAUCUCCACAAAGUGGGAUGAGGAGGCAGUCAAGUGGCUCUGAUGAAUCCGUUAUGUUAUCACAAGGUGACACACCAUCAGAGCAAAGCGAUCUGGAGGGCCGAGUUUGUGCUUUAAGAGAGCAGCUAAGAAGACGUGAACUGGAAGCUGAGCAAUUAAAGAAACUGCAGAGGAAGAAAGCUCGUAGGGAGGAACUGAAAGCUACGGAGCAGUCUUUACUGAAACAGAUACAGGCGCUUGAUUCAUACAUCAAUCGAAUAAAAGAACAACUGAAGCAAAAUUUCAACACAUCCCCCUUACUUGCUGUCAAACCUAAGAUAAAACAGCCCCGUGUCCAGACUGAACAAAUCUCCAAGCAUAUUUUGGGUAGAACUAAGGAAAAGUCAGAACCAUGUAAACAGACUGAACGAAAAUCCAACCAGGUGUUGGACAAAGUUGAAUAUGAAUCCCCACUAGAUGAUAGUUCUCAAAAGUCAAUAUCAAAUGGCCUAAGCACUGAGAUUCCAACUGUGAUUUCAGAACAGACAGCUAACUCUGUAAAAUUUCUGCCAGAAGACACUAAUAGCAUCACAUUCAGGGAAGCACACACUUCUGAAGAUGAUAACCAUCAGGAUGAUAUUGUUUCUGUCUCAGGCUCUUAUGAGAGGACAGAGGGUCCUGACUCCACUGAAGAUUAUAUAUCUCAAGAGAAAAAUAGCUACUCCAAGAACAAGAAUGCCAUCAUAAAGACAUCUUCCAUGAAGGAAAUCAGUUCCUUAAGCUCAGAACAGCAAUGUUCAGGUUAUGUAAAACACACAAAAAGUGAGCAGUCUUUUUCAGCAAGAGCCUUGAAUGAUGGAGUGUCCAUAAUUCCUACCAUGCUUGCCUCAGGCGAUGAUUUUGUUGAAGAGGACAGAGAGAUUUCUGAAAUUUUGGUGAACAGCACUUUUGAUAUGAUUAAUGCAGAAGUUUCAUCAACACAGCAAUGUAAGGGUUCUAAAAAUGACUACACACAAGAGUCUUGUGUUUCCUCAUCCUUCAAGCCUCUUGAGAACUCAUCUGAAGCUAAGUCAAAUAACUUGUUCUCAGAGAGGUCAGACAGUUCUCUCAAUAAUGUUGUCCCCCACAGGACUGUCUCAAAAUCAUGUACAUCAGCUACUAUAAAUGAAGAAUUAUCUGAAAUUGAAGAGACAUCCGUGAGUAUUCAACAGAUAUCAGACACCACAGAAGUGCAGAAAGCUUCAUCAGCUGAUAGUAUACAACAUGAAAUUUCAGAAAAAUCGGACUUAGAAUCUGAGAAUGUAGUAAAUGUUACAGAUUUAGUGUGUGCACCACAAAAUGUAGGUGAUACAUUCUGUAUCCUUACAUCUGACAUAAAAGCAAUGAAUGCAUCACCUAGUAUUUUGGCAGCUGGAGAAGAAAAAGGAGAGGAUUCUACACAGGAACUGCUAUUAUCUACAGAAAGUCGGAAUCAACCAUCAGAGAAAGAACUAUCUGAGGAAUCUGUAUUGAAUGUCUAUUCACAUACCAAUCAGGGCAGAGAUGGGAUAGAGUUCUGCCACAGUGCAGAUGAUAGCAUCUGCACGGAGAGCCAUCCUGUGUCUGUGCAGUUGAGCUCAACAUUUGUUGUUGAGCAUGAGGAGCAUACACCAGAAGCCCAAACAGUAGAGCAGUCUAAAAUAACUGUUGGCUCUGAAAAGAAUGAUAACAGGAUGCAAAAACUAAAGCUUGUUGACAGCAUUACUGAAUCAAUAAUGCUGCAACUUCUGAAGGACUCAUUUGUAUCACCUGACAUUAAACUGAAAGAAUGCGGAGAAGUACCAGAUGGUAAUGCAUCAAGAGAAACAGUUUUAUCAUAUGCACAUAAAUUCAGUGAGACCACCAAGCCAGAGGUUGGUGUAAUAAGUGAAAUUCAAUGUGAUUCAAGAACUGUUAUCCUAGAUGAAGCUGAGAAGCAAGAGAAUCUUGCCAUUGAAAAAGAACCUCACACAAUAAAUGAUAUCUGCAUUGGCAAUACUACUUUCAUCAUUGAUGAGUCUAGUAAGUCUGAGAAAAAUACUUCAGUACUGGUGGAUGAGAUGCUAAAUCACUUCCUAGAAAAUGCUACCAGUGAUGUACUUACCAUAUACAAUGCAAAAAUAUCAAACUCUGACAGACUGUGUGUGCCUUCUGAAGAUUGUAAACAAAGCCCAUCUAUCGAAAUAUUGGAAUCACGCGAUAAUAGUGAUCUUAGUCCACUAGAUCGUGAUUCUAUUUGCAAGCCCUCAGAAAUUAUAAAUGUCACAUUGCAAAAUAAUAAUACCCAUCUCUCAGUUGAUGAUAUGAUAAAUAAUGAUGUAGUGAAAGACUCAUUUCACAACUCGAAAAAAAUUAAUGUUAUAGAAAAUGAAAUGCAAGAUAUGAUAUCAUUUACUUCCCCUGAUAGUAGAAAAGUUCAAGAACUUUCUGUGGAAGAUGUAUUGAAGCCUUUUUCGGAACAUUCUACUUGUGAGAAAUUGAUGACAAGAACUGAUCGCGAACAACCACAUGAAAACAGAAGUGAUGAUGUCUCUUCAGGAAGCCUCAUUACAGAUGAAGGCGACAGUCUACUGCACCAUGGACUUACAACAGCAGAUGAAGUGGUGAUGUCUGAGGAACAUCUGGCAAAUGGCUGUAAGUCAAAAGUUGGUACCCAAAAUGGAAAUAAGUUGAAGGACAUCAGUCAUCUCCAAAAGGUGGAGGUAAGGGGCAAACAGACACUCAACAAUGAGACCUUUCCUCCAGGCUGGUUUGAUGAAGACUUGGAUCUCAGCAACAGCUGGCGUGAAGCUGAGCAAUUACGUUUGCAACAGCUUCACAUUGAGCAAGAGAUACGACGGUUGGAAGAACAGCAGCAUCAGCAACAAGCACUGGUUCUGGUCCGUGAAAUUCCAGACAAGCCUCCACCACCGUACACACCACGUGGUACCACACUGCUGUCAUCUUCAGUGCUUUGUCCGCCACCAGCAAUUGGUGCUUCAGCACCCCGUCACCGUCUUAUAGAACUCGUGGCUGAGGCAACUCCACUGCUCAUUUCCACUGGUACACUGCCCGUGCUGCCUCCGGAAGACUUUUGUACCGGCUACAAUCCUUCCAUCCGCAAGUUCAUCUUUGACCUCAGUAGCAGUCUUGUCAAUGAGGCUGUCAGUGUCCCGUGUACAGAUGAUGAGUAUGGUGAAGAGACUCCUCGACAACAGAUGACAGUGAAGCGAAGUCAGGAAGCAGUGCGAGCACACGUGACACGGAGGGCAACAGCCCUUCUAGAUGGUAGUGCUGGUGCAGGAUCAGGCUCUGCUGGCAAACUCAGGCGCUUGGCUAUAGGACCACGAUGGCGACGACGUGACCAUGUUGAUGAGUUGCUUGUGCGUGAGGCACGUGACGAAGAACCUGGUUGGAUUGACUACCGGCGUGAUGAAGCACAGCUGCGCAAUGAAACAGCAUGUGCACUGCUGCAUGAUUUGCUCGAUGAUACUGUGACUGCUAUUACAACGGCCAUUACAAGACGCAUGGCUCCCAAGACAACAGGUGUGAUGUGAUUAUGUCAUUGUCUUACGUGGGACUUCUGCCACUAACUUGCAGCAGAUAUUCUCCAAAGUUCCAGCACAUUGAAAAGUGAAGACCAUAAAGAUACUGGAACCUUUUCUUUCUCCAGGAACAUGACUUCAGUGCGCUCUAAUUUGAUGGUAUAGUUUAAAAAUGUUUUAUGGCACAUUCACAGUUUGUCAUUUAUUGUGUAAGGCAGUUGCUCAGCAUACCCGUCCACUCUCUUUGAAUUCCACGAAGCAAGCUUUAAGACACAGCUAAUUCCACAAUACUCAGGUGCACAUGUGAGACUGAUUUUAUUUUUUUACCUAAUUUAUCAAGACAUUUUAAUAAAUUCUCAGAUUAUUUAGUAAAAUUUUGGUGUUGAACUGGACAGCUUUAAGUUUAUAGGAAUAAACAGAGUGAAAUUUGUACUUAAAUGCAGGAAAAGCAACUGCAACUCCAGUGUCAGUAUAAACUUGUGUGUGUGUGUGUGUGUGUGUGUGUGUGUGUGUGUGUGUGUGUGUGUGUGUGCGCGCGCGCUUGCACUUGCGUGCACAUGUUUUUCCAUAUUUUUAUUAAGUAACUGUUGGUGCCUCGGAGUGCAAUUAGUAGCCGUUUUAUUCGUCUUUAUUUAUUUAAAUAUCUGAUUUGAACUUGUUAAUUGAUGACAGUUAUUUUAAUUAUUCAUUUUGUUAAUGAAAUUAUUCUUCACUCAGACUACUCCAAGGAACAAAUUAAACUGAGUUUUAUUUAAUUCUGUGGGGUUAUAUUGUAUACAGUAAAUGUGUAAUAUAGGACACGAUUACAAAGUCUAACAUCAUUGAUUAUAAAGAACAGAGACAUAAACAUCAUUUUAACUAAAAGGAAGUCUUUCAAGAAUAGAAAGCUCCACAGGAAUCUGAAGUGAAUAAAAACUUCAUAUCAUUAUGACUAGUAAUAAAUAGUUAUGAUUUAACCAAUGAGAAAAAGAAAAAAAAGCAUAUACACACUUUUUGUUGUUAGUUGUAUAUGAGAUCUCUUACUUUGUGAAAUUUUUGUUUACGUAUGCUUCUGAAUGAACCUUCUGUGCCCCCACUUUCUCAACUCUGGUUCCUUUCUAUUUUUCUUACUUGACAUUUUUCAUUUGAAAUUUCUAGGUGGAUGUUGCAUGUUCUUGACAUCGGUCUGACAGUAAUUGUGUGUUUAGCUUAGAUAAUGUAAUGUGUCUUACCUAUGUUUUGCAAAGAGUGUUAAGCAAUAUAUUUGCCAUAACUCUGUCUUUAUUUAUAUUAUCUGUUGUCAGACAACUGUAGUUUCCAUUUUUGACACUGCUGAUAACAUUUGUUAAACAAUAAUUGACGCAACCACAGACAUUAUCUAAAAUUAAAUUGUAUUUCAGAUAGUAAAUGAUGAAACAUUAUGUAUCAUACCAAACUAUGAUUAUAGAUAUAUAUUUUCAUAGUAAUGUUUAUUCCAGAAAAGUGUAAGCAGUUGUAAUAAUCUUUGUAAA